Molecule: messenger RNA, 659 nt
Organism: Aphanomyces astaci
Lineage: Eukaryota; Oomycota; Saprolegniomycetes; Saprolegniales; Verrucalvaceae
Exons: 3
Coding region: 76-630 (184 amino acids)
Source: RefSeq, a predicted model, not a curated record
GAUGAAUGGUCGCGUUUGAUUGGCCGAUGCCUUACGCACUUCUGGGACCAGUAAACUUGCCGACUCGGAAGCAAAAUGCAGCGCGUUCCUCGAUCGAUUAUCCGCCAGUUUAGCAGCGAACCUGCGUACUCGUUUGUGAAGGCGCGUCGGGCGUACCAGGCGGAAGUCGCCGACCUGCGCAAGCUGUACUUGCAGCAAGAAAACGCCCGCCGAGAGAAGCUGGCCCGCGAUCAAGCCGCCGAGCGUGAACGCGUGUUGAAGGCCAAGUCUGCGCGCUUGGAGGUUAAGCGCCAAUUGCAGGCCAUCCGCGCCAAGGAAGUGGAAGCCGAGAAGGCCGAACACGCCGAGUUUGUCGCCAAGCGAUUCCAGGAGAAGAAGGUCGUGCGUGAACAGCACGAAGCGUCCGUGGAAGCCAAGCGCGUGGCGGUGUUGGGCCAACUGACAGAGCACAGUAAGACGUGGAUCUCCCCCGAGUCCAUCGACGACCAGCUGGCGGAGGCGGCGUUCGCGACCCAGCUCAAGGAAGCCACGGAAAGCAAAGUAGGCAACUUGGGGGCUCUCUCGUGGCUGGAACGGUUGAAGACAAUGAAGCCUGUCGACUACGAUGACGUUGACGACGAAAAGAAGUAAAGGCCAAUAGUACACAACCUUGUUGUAUG